Danaus chrysippus (African queen) is the source of this 885-nucleotide messenger RNA. Lineage: Eukaryota; Metazoa; Arthropoda; Insecta; Lepidoptera; Nymphalidae. The record is from the annotation of a GenBank genome assembly.
AUGAAAAAUAAAUCGAUUUCCUUAGAAAUUGAUCCAUCAAUUAUGGAGAAAAACAUGAGAAUUGUUAAGGACAGUGCCGUGGAAGAAGAAAUCAAUAAACUUUUAGCGGAGACAAUACCGUCUCAGACCGUCAAACCGAGACCCGGGUUUUGUGUUAAAACAUUUACAAAGCCUGACAACAAAAAGGUUUUUGUUAAUAUCUGCUUGACUGAGGCUAUACCUUGUCCCAGAAAUAUUAGUAAUGGUGAAUUAAUGCAAAUACUGAACUCCGAAGACCCAUCUAGCUAUAGAGUGCCUAUGAGUAUCGGUGAAGGAAGAACUGAACCAGACAAGUCGGGCAUUCCAGCAACUGUCUAUGAUGUUGCUAUAAAUCCAGACUUUUUUUGUAAAAUCGAAAAAGAUGAUCUCUUCCAAACGUUCUUUCUCACCGUCGUGUUUGAGGGCCUACAAGAUAAAUAUCAGUUUGAACUUGAUAUGCAAAAAUUUACAAUAUUAAAGAAUAGAAAGUCAAUAGGGACCCUACAGUCACAUAGAAUUCAAGUCAGAGAUGUGAAAAAAUAUGAAGACAAAACAAAACCAUUGAUUGAAGAGAUACAAAAGCCGACACCUAAAAUAACUGAAAUUCCGGCAGUAAAGAAAAAGGAGUUAAUAUACAGGUUGAGAAGAGAACCUCCAGUUGGAGAAAUACAGUAUUUGUUAGCUGAAUUUAUGAUACCUUCUACAAUCGAGCUGAAGGAUUUAAAUCUAGAAGUUGGUGAAGACAGACUUGUACUGGACUCGAAGGGAUUGUUUCAAGUUGUUGAUUUCUUCCUACCAUGCAGCGUUGACCAGGAUAUUGUUGAUGCUCAAUUGAAUAGAAAUAAAGAUGUAAGUAUGGCUAUAUAA